ACGUUUUCUUCUAUAUAAACUAUUGUCAUGAGAUGGCACAUAAUAAAUAAUUAUAAAACAACAGUAAUUUGCUUGGAAGUUUAGGUAAAUAUUCUAAAUGUCCCAUUGAUGCUAAAUGUUUGCUUUAUCUCACAAGUUUGAGCAUUCCCGUAUCGUCUGCUGCCACUCUGCAAUUAAGUACGUUUAAUUUUGGAUCGAAAGUUUGGUAAGAAAGAAAAGGUGAGAUGUCUGGGAUGUGGAGAAAUUUCUCUUCGUUUGUAAGAGGACAUGCCACAACUGCUGUCGGUGUGACAGCAUUAGAAAAAUCUGGGCAUACAGUUGGAGUAACUGAGCUACAAACUGCCAUUAAGAAGAUCAUUCCUCCACUGAACAACAGUCUUCACAAAGGGCAGAUUGGACGUAUAGGAAUCAUCGGAGGCUGCCAAGAAUAUACAGGUGCACCAUAUUUUGCAGCAAUCUCAGCAUUAAAAGUGGGUGCAGACUUGUCUCAUGUCUUUUGUACAAAAGAUGCUGCACCAGUUAUCAAAUCUUACAGCCCAGAACUAAUUGUUCAUCCAAUCUUGGAUCACCCAUCAGCUUUGACAGAGUUUGACAAAUGGUUACCAAGGAUACAUACACUGGUCAUCGGACCUGGCCUAGGACGAGACCCUAAAAUUUUAGAGACAGUCUCUGCAGUGAUCUUGAAUUCUAAGGCAAGAGGAAUUCCACUAGUAAUAGAUGCAGAUGGUCUCUUUCUAAUAACUGAGUCCCCAGAUUUGAUUACAAACUACCAGAACACUGUUCUAACACCAAACAUCAUAGAAUUUCAGCGUUUGUUUGAAAAAAUGGCUGGGGACAAACCUGAAAACAGUGAUGAGAUAUCAGAUGUGAAGAUACUUGCACAGCAUCUUGGAAAUGUUACUAUCCUCCGAAAAGGGAGAGAGGACAUUAUCUCUGAUGGAAACUCUGUCAUAAAGUGCAAUACAGAAGGCAGUCCUCGGCGAUGUGGUGGCCAAGGUGACUUGCUAUCAGGUGCUACUGGUAUCUUUUUUAACUGGACUCUUAGCUUCAACAACCACAAGAAAGAGUCUGCUACAGAAGCGUCAGAAAUCCAGCUUGGUAAAGGUGUGAUUGCUGGCUUCAUGGCAAGCCGACUUACAAGAGAGUGCAGCCGUUUGGCAUUUGCUGUUCAUGGUCGGUCUAUGACUACCACGGAAAUGAUUGCCAAUAUCCACACAGCAUUUGAAGGGGUUUUAUGCAGCUAGAAAAAGCAAACAAUUGGUGAAGAAGGGGCAGGCGAGAGCAAGAGCAAUGACAAUCUUAUGAUCGUCUGAGCUACAUAGAAUGACUUUACCAGCUGUUUUGCCAAAGCUUAUAUAUAUGUAUGCUGCUUCACCAUCAUUAGUGAAAUUGUGUUAAACUUCUUGAUUUUGUAGAUGGAAAAUCAAACUUUUCAUUUACAUCUAUAAAGUAUUGUGAGAAAAUGGCAAUACACUAUGAUUCAGAACAUAGGAGAAAAUCUUACAAAUUUCUUUUGUUAGUUAUUUAUAUCUGUUUCAAAGCCAUUUAGUGUUUCCUAAAAAGUGUUUCCUUUUUAAAGACGAAAAUAGUUUGAAGUCAGCAUUAAUGGUAAGGCAAGGUGAGUGUAUAAUAAAAAGUAACAAGAUGAUGACUGUAUGUAUUACCAACCAAAAAAUUAUGCUUGUCCUCAUUCUUUCUUCAGACUGCAGAAAUUAUCACUAAUCCAUGUUUCAGAUGUAAACCAUUGAGUUUAUAAAAAAUCAACUGAUCUACCUUAAUUUACCUAGUGCUACAUAUUACUUUUAUGUUAUAUUUAAUAUCAUUAUAUACUGGAGUCAAGAGUGUUUGCUGGAGCAUCGAGUUGAUCAGUUUAAGAGACAAAGAUAUUUUUUUAUUUUCAUGCAGUUUAUAUUUAUAGCAGCAGUCAACCCCGUUUUAUCUAUGAAAAUUAUGUUUUUCUUAUAUUUGUAUAUAGCUUUGUGCUAUUUCUCCGAAAAUGUGUAUCAAUAAACUGAUAAUACUGUU
Pomacea canaliculata is the source of this 2025-nucleotide messenger RNA. Its product is annotated as ATP-dependent (S)-NAD(P)H-hydrate dehydratase-like. Gene Ontology annotation, molecular function: ATP-dependent NAD(P)H-hydrate dehydratase activity. The transcript has 10 exons. The record is from RefSeq and is a predicted model, not a curated record. Gene Ontology annotation, biological process: metabolite repair. Bases 225 to 1244 code for a protein of 339 amino acids. NCBI's taxonomy places the organism in Eukaryota, Metazoa, Mollusca, Gastropoda, Architaenioglossa, Ampullariidae.